AUGAGCUCCAGAAACAACUACACCUUCGCCAACCAAUGUUCUAUUCCAUCUCCACUCGACAAGCAGCUUCCUGCCUUCUUCCGCUCCUGGGACGAUCCCAAUUCCAGUCAUGAUUAUCUCAAUCUCUUCGCACCGGAAGGUCAAUUAGUCUACGGUACAACGACCACAGGCCGGGAAGCAAUCCGCGCUUUUCGCGACGCCAUGAUCCAUCCCAUCAACGGGCCCAUCGUGGACCUUGAGCACACUUUGGUAAAGUUUUAUGUUCUCGCGGGCGGAGCUGAGAAGGGAAAGAAGGAGGUUAUAGUUAAGGGGUCGCUGUGGUAUAAGCUGCGAAAUGGCCGGAAGAUUGAUUUCGAUUUUGCUUCUGCCAUCAAGUUCGCGGAUCCGGGAGAUGGAAAAGAUCUGCAGGCAGAAUUUUAUGAGGUCUUCGUAGAUUCUCAUGAGUUGGUUACAGCGAUCAAGGAGAUGAACGAGGCGGAGAAGUAG
Molecule: messenger RNA, 486 nt
Organism: Exophiala spinifera
Lineage: Eukaryota; Fungi; Ascomycota; Eurotiomycetes; Chaetothyriales; Herpotrichiellaceae
Exons: 1
Coding region: 1-486 (161 amino acids)
Source: RefSeq, a predicted model, not a curated record